AUGAGGAACAGGAAAAGGCUGUUAGUGAAGCCUGCUUUCACCAAAAGGCGUCUGGCCUACCAAGCCCAAGCUCUGGUCUCUGCCCUAAGGCCCUCUACAAUGUGCAGCUCUGGAGAAAAGCAUCAACCACCUGGACCCUGCUUCAAGUGCGGCCAGGAGGGGCACUGGGCAAGGCCAUGCCCUAAACCUCACCCUCCCCAGGCACCAUGUCGGCUGUGCAAUCAAAAGGGACACUGGAAGCCCAACUGCCCCUCUGCACCUAGCUAUGGAAGUUCAGUCCUCCCUCCCCUGACUUGCUGCCUUCGGUCCUGGGCCUGUCCGCUGAAGACCAAGGAUGCCCUGCUUCACCAACUGAUCACCCUUGUCCAGGCUAGGGUAAAGAUCCAGGUAGCGGAAAUUAUUCCUCAUUUUGGCCUUCCUUCUUCCUGUCAAGCUAAUAACGGCUUGGCCUUUAUUUCCCAGGUAGCACGACAGGUGUCUUUGGCCCUAGGACACAGCCUAGUCUCAGCUCAGGAACUUUCAGUUAAACCCCAGACAGUCUGGGUCGCGCCGCCCCCCAGCCGCGCGGCCGCCUGCCAAGAGUUCGAGACCUCCCCAUCCGGAUGUGAUGAAAAGGAGGAACAGAGGGAGAAGUGUGUGAGCCUGGCCGGAGUGGUGGAAGGGGGAAGGAGAGGCAGAGGCGGGGAGGGUGGCCUAGGGUCGUCCCCGUCCCCGGGAGCCCGGCAGGCCCGAGCCAGCGGGCUUGAAAGAGGGGGCGGAGCGCGCGCAGGCAGAGCCACCGCCGCGGUUGCCGCCACCGCGACGACGUCUGGGCUGAGCCCCGGGGGAGGCGGGAGGGACGCGCCGGGGCGGCCGCCGCUGUCGUCAGGCGCCCGGAGCGCGCGCGAUGCGGCCCUGGCCCGAGCCUCGCUAACUUUCUGGGGGCAGAAGAGGAGGAGGCCCCGAGGGGGCUUGGCGCGCCCUCGCGGGAGGAAGGGAUGCCGAGAAGCAGCGAGUUCCCAGCACCCGAGACCUAGGAGGCCGUCCUCGUGUGCGCCCCGCGGGGCGGCGAGCGGGCUGCGGGGCGGCGCGGGCUCGGCGGAGCGGCCCAUGUCCGGCGCGGGCGAAGCCCUCGCUGCCCCGGCCGGGGCGGGCGGCGGCCGGCUGGGUUCCCCGGCCCCGGAAAAAUGUAAUAAAGAAAAUACUGAGAAAGAUAUCAAUCAAGCUACCAAAAGCUGCUUCACACAUGGAGAGAUGCAAGAGCAGUCCAUUUGGGGAAAUUCUUCAGAUGGUGAACUCAUCAGAACCCAACCCCAGCGUCUGCCUGAGCCACAGACUUCAGUUCAGGAACCCAGUGAGGAAGAAACAGGCAAGAUAAAGAAUGGAGGCCAUGCAAAUCUGAGUAAUGGAAAUGGAAUUCACCAUGGGACCAAACAUUCCUCCACAGAUCAUCGCAAACUUUCAGCUCCUGUUUCUCAGAAAAUGCAUAGAAAAAUACAGUCCAGCUUGUCUGUAAACAAUGAUGUCAGUAAGAAGAGUAAAGUAAAUGCUGUCUUUUCCCAAAAGACAGGCUCUUCACCUGAAGACUGUUGUGUCCACUGUAUCCUGGCAUGCUUGUUCUGUGAAUUCCUGACCCUCUGCAAUAUUGUCCUGGGACAAGCUUCUUGUGGGAUCUGCACCUCGGAAGCCUGCUGCUGUUGCUGUGGCGAUGAGAUGGGGGACGACUGUAACUGUCCUUGUGACAUGGACUGUGGCAUCAUGGAUGCCUGUUGUGAAUCAUCAGACUGUCUGGAAAUCUGUAUGGAAUGCUGUGGAAUUUGUUUCCCUUCAUAAGUAUUUAUCCUUCGUUUGUGUUCAAACUGGAGAAUGUUUAAUUUUUUUUCCUUUAAAGGGGGAGAAAUUCUCAUGAAGCAAUUCAGUAUUUGCACUGUGCAGUCAUUAUAUUAAGUAGUCUCUGAAAGCCUUCCCUCCCCUCACAAAUCCAUAUGGUUUAAUAUGUGAAAAGCUAACUAGCUUGUAUUAACCAAGGGACAUGUUAAAUGGCUCCUCUUUUUCUGUUGAUAUUUCUGUUUCAUCUACGCUUUUUCAGGAGCCAUGUACUCCAAAUAUAUUAUUUCUUAGUGAGUAUUUAAUCCCAACCAUUUAUUUUUCGUUACUUAUCUAUUAGAAGCUAAAACUAAGCAUUCUUUAUUUUCAGCAAACUUUGGCAAACAGACACACCAUCGCUGGGAAGCACUUGUUCAGCAGAUGUUGAAUGUCUGCUUUGGGUGCGGUGUUGCCCAGGCCAUGUAAGGGACAGCAUCUCUUUCCCAUCUAUAGUUCUCAGCAGUAUGCACUGCAGCAGACAAUGAACUAUCUCAUAAGGCAUACUGAAAUGAACAUUGUAAUAGGAGAAACGUAAAACACCAUAGGAAAAAAACCAAGAGAAUUACCAGAAUACAAAACAAGGCUUGAACAAGAUGUGGCAUUCUAGGCAACCUCUUAGGAUGGCUACUUGAUCUGCUACUAGAAUAAGUUAUUUAGGUUUAAGCUUGUCUUCUCAUGGACAGUCUGAACUGUGUGUUCUUUAUAGUUAAAAGAAACAUGUCUUUGUAAACUUGCCUUUUAGUUGUAACAAUACAACAUAAAUAUUAUGCUAUAUUUUUUAUGAAAACAUACUACCUAAUUAACAUAUAGUCCUCACAAACUUUUGACAAACUAAAUUGGAUUUUUUAAAAUACCGAAACGCAGGUAUCCUGAUUUCAACUUUUCAAAGGCUUUCUUUUGUUUUGUAAAAUGUAGGUGUUUUGGGAGAAGGGUGUGGAUUGUAUAUUUUGGAUUGUUUCUUACCCAGUGCUAUAUAUCAUAAGCACAUUGAUUUCUAGUGCAGAAAACCUGGGAUUUUAGUGCAGAGAAGCUCACAAAUUCCCUGCUGUGACCAAAUUUUAGUGUUAUAAUUCUCUGUCAAACUUGGCCUAUGUGGCAGGUUAUCAAGAUCCCCAAGUAUGAAGAAGUAUGUCAGUUAUAAGAUUUAUAUACAUAUAUAUAUAUGUUUUGCAUAUAUAUAAUAUAGUAUACAUAUAUAUAUAGUAAUUGGAGUAAUAGAUAUUGUGUCACUCAAUUGGAAGGCAGAAUACUUUCAAACUAUGCAUUCUCCUGAGGUUGAACAUUCCCAAAAUUGUACUUUAGUUUACUUCAAUAUGACCCUUUUAGAAGUUUUGAAAGUAUACAUUGUGAGUCGUACUUAUUACUAGUUUUAUUUAACUGAAUAUCAAGUAGAUAAUAACAACAUUAACAGCACAUUUUAGGAAGCCUUUAGCAAAUCUAGGCUUUUAAGAGAGCUAGACAUUUUCUUUAAUCCUGUGUCAUGACAAUGUUACCUAUAGUUUUCCUUUGAGACAAAGCCUAGUUUUGAAUUAUGUUAUUUAUUUAAAAGGUUUGAAAAAAGAAAGAAAAACAGCAAACUCUCGAAACUUUUAGUGCUAUUUGCAUACACACAACUUUUACAUUGUUAGGAUGUUAAAAUGUAGCUGUUUCCCUCAUUUUUCCCUAGAGUUUUAAUUAUUAUAUUAGAUAUAAAAAUUUGAAUAUAAUUCUAUCUAUCAUGAGUUAACUUAAGCUUGCACAUUAGAGUAAGAAUCGCAUCUGUUUAUAAUGUAAGCCUCUUAGUGAUCUGGAAUUCUUAGAAUAUUUGACUUUUAAUCCUAUACCAUUUUUCAACCAAGUGAUCUCUCUUGACUUUUAAAUGUAUCCUGCUACUACUUGUAAUGAACAUAUUAACACAUUUGAAGUGUUUCUCUGUAGCAGAGGAUGUCCUGGAGACCAGUUAUGUUUUCUGACUUCUGUGUUUGUUUUUUCCCCUCAGUUGUCUAUUCCAGGCAGUCAUUCCGUGAAGCAUUUUGUAUAAUUCAGAAGGAAAUAGAAGAAGGAAUCAGGAGUAGCAGAGUAGGCAAAUGUGAAAAGAUACUCAAUAUGUUUUAGAAUUUCUGUAUUUACAAUGUUUUGUUGAAUUAUAUUAUCCUUAUUCAGCACUGUAAUUGAGCUAGGUAUUUGGUCUCUUUUUAAAUGUGGAAAAUUAAUCUUAAAUAUUUUUAAACUGGACCUGUAUUAUCCUGAAUAUUGUAAAAUUAAACAAUGACUUCUUUAUUGUACUUUAGCCUACUUUCAUACUUAAGUGCUAUGUGACUUUAUAUUUGAAUGACUUCUACUAUAACUAAGAUUUUGCCUGUUAUAUCCCUUUCUGAAGACUUCCUUGUUUCCUAUGUAAAUCAUUUGACACAUGGCCACAUAUGGACUUUAAAGAUACAGAACAUUGGCUAACACAAGUCAUGAUAUCAAAAUAUAGUGCUCUUGUAAAAACUCA
Molecule: messenger RNA, 4321 nt
Organism: Dipodomys spectabilis (banner-tailed kangaroo rat)
Lineage: Eukaryota; Metazoa; Chordata; Mammalia; Rodentia; Heteromyidae
Gene: Mdfic
Product: MyoD family inhibitor domain containing
Exons: 7
Coding region: 1-1812 (603 amino acids)
Molecular function (GO): zinc ion binding; nucleic acid binding
Source: RefSeq, a predicted model, not a curated record